AGGCAAUGCCUUUGCCUGAUGCUUUAUCAACACUUGGUGAUAAUCCUUAUUUUGGAGCAGGGUUUGGUCUAUUUGCCUUGGGUGCUGCAGCAGGAGCCUUGAGGAAAGGUGCAACUUAUGCCUCACAAAUUAUGAGAAGAUAUCUGAUCACAACCAUGGAGAUACCAGUUUCUGAUCACAGUUACAACUGGGUUUUACAAUGGAUUGCAAAGCGUCCAGAUAUGUCUUGUCAUUUGAGUGUCAACACAGCUUUUCAACAACUUCACAGCGGAAAGAUUUCAACUUCAUUCAAUUUUACACCCAGUCCUGGUGCUCAUUAUAUUUGGUAUUUUGCAAGAUUGUCCUCAAAUUUCUUAACUAUAACAUGUAUAAAAAAUUUCCAAUUAAAAUUGAACGUAAUCGUGAAAAACAAAUGAUAGAUCGUAACCAGCACAUCCCAUAUGAAACAGUAACUCUAACAACAUUAGGAAGAAAUAUUGCAUUAUUUGAAGAUAUUUUAAGCCAAGCUAGAGGAGAUGCAUUAAAAGAACACCAUGGUAUGACAUUGAUAUUCAAACCAAUGGGCCAUGAAUGGAGGCAGUUUGGAAAUCCACAACGCAGGAGACCUUUGCAUUCAGUCAUACUCGACGAGGGGCAAGGGGAAAGAAUACUUGGUGAUGUCAAACAUUUUAUAUCUUCACAAGAAUGGUAUACAGAUCGUGGUAUUCCAUACAGAAGAGGUUAUCUUCUUCAUGGCCCCCCUGGUUGCGGAAAAACUAGUUUCAUAACAGCUUUAGCUGGUGAGUUGGAAUACAGUAUAUGUAUACUGAAUGUUGGAGAUUGGUCACUCUCUGAUGACAGACUUCUCAACUUUAUGGUCACAGUGCCACCACAAAGCAUCAUAUUAUUAGAAGACAUAGAUGCUGCUUUUGUUGACCGCUCAGCAAUGCAAAAUGAUCCAAGAAUGCAAGGAAUGAGUAGCAUCACAUUUAGUGGACUAUUAAAUGCCCUGGAUGGUGUUGUAUCUUCAGAAGCUAGAAUUGUAUUCAUGACGACAAAUCAUAUAGAAAGGUUGGAUUCUGCGUUAUUGCGACCAGGUCGAAUAGAUUCGAAGGAAUGUGUUGGACAUGCAUCUCAAUAUCAGCUUGGUUGUAUGUUCUUGAGAUUUUUUCCUGAAUCAAGUGAUGCAGAAGCAUUAAACUUUGCCACUGAAUGUAUCAAACAUUCAGACAAAAUAAGCAUGGCACAGCUACAAGGACACUUCAUGCUUCAUAAAUAUGAUAAAAAUGCGGUUUUAGAAAAUGCUGAUAAAAUUUCUUUAUUAUGAUACAAUAUUACAAGUGAAAUUUGUUA
This is a messenger RNA of Styela clava, 1332 nucleotides long. RefSeq names its product mitochondrial chaperone BCS1-like. Gene Ontology annotation, molecular function: ATP hydrolysis activity; ATP binding. Lineage: Eukaryota; Metazoa; Chordata; Ascidiacea; Stolidobranchia; Styelidae. The record is from RefSeq and is a predicted model, not a curated record.